Penicillium pulvis is the source of this 1890-nucleotide messenger RNA. RefSeq lists its product as uncharacterized. Gene Ontology annotation, biological process: nucleoside metabolic process. Gene Ontology annotation, molecular function: catalytic activity. The record is from RefSeq and is a predicted model, not a curated record. The coding region runs from base 1 to 1890 and encodes 629 amino acids. NCBI's taxonomy places the organism in Eukaryota, Fungi, Ascomycota, Eurotiomycetes, Eurotiales, Aspergillaceae. The transcript has a single exon.
AUGAUUCCGUCGCAUGGUGACUUUACCGUCGGCUGGGUCACUGCGAUCAGAAAAGAGUAUACGGCAGCCCGACAAGUUUUAGACGAAGAAUUCGAGACCACAAACUUCGUCCUUCCCAGGAGCGAUCGCAACACCUACACCUACGGCCGCGUCGGAAGCCAUUAUGUCUUGAUCACAUGUCUCGAGAAUGCGCAGUAUGGCAUCAAUUCUGCAUCCGAUGCAGCCGAUGAUAUGAGAAGCAGUUUUCCCAUGAUCCGGCUUUUGCUUGUAGUGGGAAUCGCAGGAGGUAUACCGACCCUCGCCAAUGACAUACGAUUGGGUGAUAUCGUGAUUGGCACUGAAAUCAUUCGCUACGUGGGGGCCGCGACCGAUGAAUUUGAGCAUUCCAGCCAUGUCGAGCCAGCGGGCCGGGCUCUUUUCACAGGCACACAAGGUCUUGCAGUUCAGCUAGAUGAAGGCUUAGACCUAUACAAUUUGCUGGAGAAGACAUUUACCAAAACCCAGAAAAUUAAAGACGACUAUCAAAAACCGCAAAACUCCAUCGAUCGUCUUUGGAAGGCUGAUUACGAACACGACUCUUCCUGUGAAUGUCUCUCUUCGCCCGAUGAAACGAAACUCAUACCUCGACCAAAACGCCCUGACUAUGAUCGCAUCAAAGUACAUUCUGGAAAAAUUGGUUCAACAGACAAAACUACGAGUCAUGCUAGUGUCAGAGAUAAUGUUGGGAAGAAGCUUGGCGUCCUAUGCUCAAAGAAAGAGCCGGCUAGUGCGACAAAUAAGUUUCCCUGUCUGCAUAUUCGAGGAAUUUGCGACUACGCCGACUCGCACAAUAGAGAGGGUUGGAAAGGAUAUGCUGCUGCAUCUGCUUCAAUAUAUGCCAAGCAGCUUCUACAAACGAUCGCUCCUGAAGAAGUCUGGCGAAUGAAUAUCUCAAUUGAUAUAAAUAACCUUCAACAAUUUGUGGAGUAUCUGGUCUAUGAAGUCAGCCAGGCCACAAAUAUUUCAGCUCGACUUGCCGAGCAGAAAGUAAAAUUGAUGACCACGAGCCGUGCGCUUCGUGGAGUCAAAACAGGAGUAGAGCUUUUGGUGCAACUGUCACAAGAAGCAGUUACUGAUAGCCAGCGACAGUCGAUCGAUGCUCAAAUCAUGAGAGAUCGUUGGGAAGCCCUUGCAGCUAGCCAAGGAGACCUUAGGAGGGCGCUUGGUACACUCGGCGUGCAUGUUAAGAACCUACAAAAGUCGGUCUCCACAAAGGAUUCAAAAUUAGAAUGCGAUCGACUACAUCUACGCGUUCAGACGAGCGCUGCAGCUCUUCAGGAUCUGAGCAAUAUGAUCAAGCCAUUUUUCAACAACGUAACAAAUCUUCACGACCACGAAGAUUUGACACCAAGUGAUGUGGCAAGCAUUGCUGCCUCGGAGAAUAAUCGGAAAUCCAGCAACCUCACACAGCUGGGUGGAAGAUUCAGCGAUCUCAGUAGUAAGGCUUUUACAAGACCAGAGCGACACAGCUCAAAAUUAUCUAUCAGCGAAUCAUCCGAAUCGAAAGACACAGAUGAGGCUGUCUUGUCUCCCGAUCCAUCCGUGCACAGAAAAGGACACAGAUGGUCGAAUGUGUUCCGGAAAGAAGACCAUAAACAAGACGGGUCUCGUAUCGAGUCAGAGGGCGAGAAACUGAAGGGUCUCGGAAUGGGCUGGCGAUAUUCAUUUCAGACAAUGAAAGAUAAUAUUUCACGGUCUGAUGUAUCCAUCUUCCAAGAGAAACGAUCCAUGGAAAGACAAAUAGAGAAGUCUUUCACGCCCAACUCUACCGACAAGACUACAUCCAAGCAUACGCCCAAAGAGCCCGUCCGAUCGGAUAGCCCCCAUGAGUUGCCGGUAAGAUCAUUCUGA